ACACACCAGAUCGCGUUGUGCGAACACAUGAUGGAGUUUGAAGGCAGCGAACUGACAGAAAACAAUCCCACUGAAACGAUGGAAACAGAGAAAAGCCAGGACCCUGAAAAUGGACAAAUUGGCGAUUCUAAACAGGACAUCCCCAGCACAAACGAAACCGCAGACGAUCCGUUUAAGAAACCCGCACUGACCCCUUCUCUCACGGUGAAGAAAUCAUUAGGACCAAGUAGGAAACCUAACGUUACAGAAGAAGUGAGCAGCAGCGUAUCAGAAAAUACAAACGCAGAUCAUGAUACUAAACACCUGCUGUCAACUGCAAAGGCUAAAGACACCAAAAUAGACCCGUCGGAUCAUCCGCCAUCCGAGAGAUUUAAGGAACAGAGGGCACAGCCGAAACCAAAAGACAUCAAACCCAAGGUCCCUCCGGCUGGUAAAUUCCCUCCGCUCCCGUACACCGAGCCCCCGUGGGGAGCUGUCCCUGACAUCAACUACUCAUUUGAACUGCUGAAAAACGGAGCUAUCCUAGACACCGUCCCGCUGACCCAAAGGAGUUAUUUUGUGGUGGGUCGGUUGCCGGUGUGUGAUGUAUCUCUGGAGCACCCGUCCAUCUCUCGCUAUCACGCCGUGGUCCAGUACCGGGGCAGAGCUGGUCAGGAAGGUGUCGUGGGAGAGGAGAGAGGCUUCUACGCUUAUGAUUUAGGGAGCACUCAUGGAACUUUUAUCAACAAGAACAAAAUACCCCCUAAAACAUACAUAAGACUCCGAGUGGGGCAUGUUCUGAAGUUUGGGGGGAGCACACGACUUUUUAUCCUGCAGGGUCCAGAAUUUGACGAAGAAGCCGAGUCUGAAAUGACAGUGACAGAGCUCAGAGAGCAUGCUAGAAAACAGAGGGAAGAGCUGGAAAAGAGAAUGAUGGGGGGUGGCUCAGACGAGGAGGAAGAGAAAGAAGAGAGUGAAAGCAGUGCUUCAAAAAACACCUCAGAAGAUGCUGGCUGCUCUUGGGGAAUGGCUGAAGAGGCAGCGCCAGAAGAGGAUGAUAAUGAGGAGAAUCCGUUUGCCACCGAAUUUCAGGAGGAUCAAGAAGCAGCUUAUUUAAAAGAUCCUAAAAAGGCCUUGCAAGGUUUUUAUGACAGAGAAGGAGAAGAAUUGGAGUUUGAAUAUGAAGACAAAGCCCAUGGCACCUGGCUCUGCAGAAUUAAGUUACCUGUGGAUGAUGCUGUGGGCAGGCAACUGGUUGCUGAGGUGACCCACACAGGCAAAAAGAAAGAAGCAGCAGUCCAGUGCUGCCUAGAGGCCUGUCGCAUAUUGGAGGCUCGUGGUCUUUUGAGACAGGAGGCAGUGUCCCGCAAGCGCAAGAAGAAGAACUGGGAAGAUGAUGAUUUUUAUGACAGUGAUGACGACACAUUCCUUGACCGGACAGGUGUGGUGGAGAAGAAGCGAACAGAGCGUAUGAAGAAGGCCGGAAAGAUUCAACAGCGUCCUGAUACAUAUGAGUCACUUCUUUCCAAGCUGGCUGAUGUUAAAAAAGAGCUGGCUGACACUGAGAAAAAGCUCAAUUUAUCUGGGAAAGGAGGCUCCGGUUCUUCCACUGAGGAUCCUCUGGAUGCUUUCAUGACCGCUGUACGGAGCGAGGUGGCUCUGGAUGGGGUGGAAAGAAAGAAGCUGCACUUACAUAUAGCUGACUUAAAGAAGGAAGGUCAGAGAUUGAGCAGGCUAGUGGAGCUGGCUAAACCCACACAGCUGCCUUCAUUGCUGUCUAGCGGAUCUCAUACACAGUGUUCAGACUCUGACAAACCUAAGAAAUUAUCUUUACCGAUGUUUGGAGCCAUGAAAGGAGGGAGUAAAUUUAAACUGAAGACUGGAACUAUUGGAAAUUUACCACCCAAGCGGACCAGUUUGCCUCCGGAGCUCUUCAGUAUGAAGGAAAUGCCCUCUGGUGGCGAAGAAGAGGUGGAGGAGGAAGAAAACAGCGAAGCGGAAGAUGUGGUCACUGAUGGGGACAUGGAGGUUAUACAGUCUGCAGAGAAGGCCAUCUCAGAACACUCUGCAGACAGUGCAGAGUCUCUGACACAACAACCUAAAGAAAAAGAAGAGCAUGAGGACCUGCCUGCUAAGAAAGUAAUUUCUCCUAAAAAAGAUGACCCUUCUCCAAAAGGAGUUAACAACAAAGCCUCCAACAUCCAGAAUCCAAAGACAUGCGCAAAGAAGAAAAUUAUUGGCCCUAGCAAGCCUCCUGUGACCAUGUCCAAGCAGUACCCAGAGGACGACCCAGACUACUGCGUUUGGGUUCCUCCAUCAGGUCAGACUGGUGAUGGGCGGACACAUCUGAAUGAUAAGUAUGGAUACUGAAAACCACAAAGGGGAGACCGUCUUCACUAAAAUGGAGUCACAAAACAUUUGUUCUAGACUGGUGGUCUUAAUUUCAAUUGCUGGAGGGCUGCGGCUCUGCUUUGUUUAGCUUCAACCACCUCCAACUCACACCAGCUUUAUAGUCUCUAGUAGUCUUGAACACCUUGAUUAGUUGGAUCAGCUGUGUUCGAAUAGUGUUGGAGAAAAACUGUGCAGAGCUGUGGCCCUUCAGGAAUCGAGUUUGAGACCUGUGUUCUAGACCUUGAAAAGUGAACAUCAUUUUCUCUCUGUAUCUGCGUUUUCACUCCAAACAAGGAACAUCGAGGAACACAAGCAGCACGGAUGAGCUGAGAUGUUAUUUGGAUUUUAAAAAAUGAUUUUCACAUCAUUAAAAGUACAUUAUGAAUUACAUUAAAAUGCAUACAUUGUACAUAUCUGGCCUGGUAGCCCAAUGUCAAGGAUAUUUUUGGGGGAGUUUUGGAGUGGGCAUUGCUUAAAGGGUUAGUUCACCCCAAAAAUAAUGAAAAUUAUGUUAUUAAUUACUAAUCCCUAUGUCAUUUCAAAUCUCUGAGACCUUCGUUUAUCUUCAGAACACAAAUGAAGAUAUUUUAGGUGAAAUCGGAGAGCUCCCUCAUCCCCCAUAGACAAUAAGGUUCGCGACUCAUUCAAAGCUCAGAAAAAAAAACAUCCUUAAAACAGACCACUGUAAAAAAAAAAAACAUUACUUGAAAAA
Danio aesculapii is the source of this 3082-nucleotide messenger RNA. RefSeq names its product solute carrier family 4 member 1 adaptor protein (gene slc4a1ap). The coding region runs from base 28 to 2349 and encodes 773 amino acids. Lineage: Eukaryota; Metazoa; Chordata; Actinopteri; Cypriniformes; Danionidae. Gene Ontology annotation, molecular function: protein binding; mRNA binding. The record is from RefSeq and is a predicted model, not a curated record. The transcript has 14 exons.